Melampsora larici-populina 98AG31 is the source of this 1989-nucleotide messenger RNA. RefSeq lists its product as uncharacterized. The record is from RefSeq and is a predicted model, not a curated record. Lineage: Eukaryota; Fungi; Basidiomycota; Pucciniomycetes; Pucciniales; Melampsoraceae. The transcript has 3 exons. Bases 1 to 1989 code for a protein of 662 amino acids.
AUGAACGGCUUUGAGCCGAUUGGACUCCAACCUGUCUUUUUCCUAUUGAAUUCGAUUUCGAGGAUCAUGAAGCAAUUUAAUCUAGAGAAGUCAUCCGGAUGUGCAGCCCUCAGAGUCACAAUCCUUGGGUUAUUAUGUUUUGCACAAAUCCAACAAAUCACCUGCGUUCAACUUGGACGUUUCGCCCUCACAAAACGUAUGGCAGAACUUCCAAGACUCGCAGAAGAACAAGUAAAAGCUUUGAAAACCCGUCCACAACCCACACCAGAAGAAGUAGAGAAAGCAUGGAACCAUCCAUUGAUAACAGAAAAUGUACUUUUCAAAGAUGAAAAAUCACAACAGAUUAUAAACCACGUUAAGACAUCUCCAUACGCCAUGUAUUUUGAUUUUAUCGGAGACAUUACAAGCCUUGAAGCCUCCAAAGGUGAACAUGGCCAAAAAACUUCAACAAGUAUGGAAUAUGUAUUGCAAGCAGAAUUGAAAAGAAAAUCAGCAAGUGAAACUCUUGGAAACAUUUCAUUGCUUAAAUUAUUAGAAGAGUUCAAAGAAUCACCAAAGAGUGAAUUGGAAGUAGUCGGUAAUAUCUUUGCGCGUGUAAGGGAUGACCAUGCAAAGGCCAUGAAGAUUGCAACUAAAUAUUCAGAAGCCGUAGAAGCAGGGAAAUAUGCAAUGAUUCUAGAUAAUGAAGCUGAUGAUCUACUGUACCUUUGGGCCAACUUUGCAGAUGGAUUGAUUCCAAAAGUGAUCAUCACUUAUGGUGGCUUUGUUGAACUCAGGUUCCAAGCUGUCAAACAAUUUGUUGCCGCUUUAUGUAAACAUUAUGAAGUUGAAGACGACCAGAUGCCAAAGGUUUAUAAAGGUUUCGCUCAUCCAUAUGCAGCUGGACAAAAGCGUCAUUCAUAUGAUCUAGAAGAGGGCAUCGGUCAUAUCGAUGAAGAACUACGUACACAAUAUAUCGAAAAAUCUCAAGCACUUGAAAAAGAGUUGAAGGACGCAGAUGGUAACUGGCAUGCAGGGGCUUGGGAUCAUGAUGAGUUCAAAGAUGGUUUGGAAGCAUUGAAGACGCUCAUCGACAAUUCUGAAUAUACUGCGAUUGCUGUACUCACUUGCCCGGCAACUGUCGCUCACCUGAUCAGCAAAGAUGAAAAGUUAGCCAAGAAGAUCGGAGUGACAAUGUCAAGUCCAUGGUCCUGGUCCUGGAACAAAGAGGGUGUGAGGUAUCGCCCUGCCUUCAAUGGAGGACGUCAAAUCCCAGUGAUGAAUCAGCUAUUGAAUUCUGAAGUAGAUUUCAUAGGUGUAGGAGGAGGAACAGCUAGAACUAAAGGAAUGAGAACAAUUCAUGAUGCUAAACAUGGUUCAGGAGCAGCCGAAGAUAAAGAUAAAUAUUAUGCAGAAAAGGGUUUGGAAAACUUAGAAAAGGUUUUAUCAACUGACUCUGAAGUUGAAUUUCUUCGGAUCAUUGCUCUUGCUGGUCAAAAUAUCACGCGUCCAACAUGGAGAUGGUGGGAUAAAUCAAUGUCAAAACUUUUCAAGUUUCUCGGGAUUAAACCAAUAGAUCGUCCAAAUCUGGAAUCAAUGAGAGAAGUUCCAGAAGGCUAUGAGGAUUUAAAAGGAAAAGCUGUAAGAACAGAACCAAAAAAGCCCAAACUUCCAGGAGCACUUGAUUGGGGUCUAGAUGGAUUCUUAUCGUGGUCAAAGAUUUGGUUAAUUUGGUUGAAUCCUAUACAAUGGCAAGCUCCUUCAGCUGACCUACACGCAUUGAUCACCACAACACCCGCCUAUCUACAAGCAAUCUCAGGAGUAGCUCGGUAUGCAGCAGGGAGCGCAGAUGAAGGCAGACUCGUCAGAUUUGUUAAACCUGAGGGGAAAGCUGCUACAAAUGAAAAGGGUGUAUUUUACUCCGUGACUGAUAUGAAUUUCCAGGUUGUCAUCGAUAAACUGCAAGGAAUGUUGAAUGGUAUCAAACAGCAUCGAACCGGGAGAAAGUAA